CACUGUGUCGAACACUCGAACCAGAGUCGGGGAUUCACUUGCCAAACACAUUUUGGCUGCAAGUUUUUACAGCUUUGAACUUACAAACAAAGCAGAGGACGGAGGUCGAUACAUGUAUUCGACGCGUAAGUUCGCAAACCCUAAUCUAAGUUUCCUGCUUGAAACCACAAUAUUGGAAUUCAAUCUUCUUUUCUGCAUUUUCAUCAACUGAAAUGUUCUUUAAUUUCAAUUCAGGCACUACAAUAAGAGAAACCCUAAUUAUAUAUAUCACAACUUUGGAGAUUUCUUGCAGUUCUAUACAUGUAUCAUAGAAGAAAGGUUGUGUUUACUGGGAAAGAGCUAACUUGUAAAUCCAGAAGCCCUUUUUGUGCACACCCCUUACCCUGUAGUAGACUUAUUGUUUUUUAUUCAUCAUGGUCAUCAAGAAAUCUUAACUCCAGUUCACAAAUCAACACUAAUAGAAGUGUCCAAUGUAUGGAUAAAGGUGAUUUUGAUGAUGCUGAACGUGGGUAUGUUAGAGUUGAAAAAAAGGGUUAUCAGGAAUCUAGAAAUUCGAAUUCAUAUGAUAGAGAAAAUUAUUAUUUCAAUAAAUCGGAUGACGAUGUUGAAUCAGAAGAAGAAGAAGAAGAAGAAGAAGAGGCUGGGCGUGACAGUGAUGAUGAUUUUAGGGUUUUGAAUUCUUUUAGUAGGAAUCGCCAACAAAAUGAAGACAUGAAAAAGCUUGAAGGAGAUGAUGAUGCAUUGAGACACCCUUUGGUGAAAGAAACUUGUAGGUUGAUCGAUCUUCGGUCAGCGUGGACUCCUAAGCGUGAAGGGGAAUUGAGGAAUUUACUUAGAAGCCUCAAACCUCAGCAAGUUUGUGCUGUCUUGCAGUCUCAGGCUGAUGAGCGGCUAGCUUUGAAAUUUUUCUACUGGGCUGCCCGGCAAUGGCGGUACCGGCAUGACCCGAUAGUGUACUAUGCAAUGCUUCAAGUCCUUAGUAAGACUAAGUUGUGUCAGGGUGCUAAGCGGGUGCUUCGUCUUAUGAAACGGAGAAGAAUUGAGUGCCGGCCUGAAGCUUUUGGUUUUGUGAUGGUCUCUUAUAGCCGAGCUGGCAAUUUGAGGAAUGCAAUGCGGGUACUGAAUUUGAUGCAAAAAGCGGGAGUUGAACCUGAUUUGUCGAUAUGUAACACAGCGAUUUAUGUUUUGGUGAAAGGGAAUAGGUUGGAGAAGGCAUUGAGGUUCUUGAAUCGGAUGCAAGUUGUUGGAAUUGCACCUAAUGUUAUCACAUAUAAUUGCUUAAUAAAGGGUUAUUGUGAUGUGCACCGGGUUGAAGAUGCAAUGGAGCUGAUCGCUGAAAUGCCAUUCAAGGGUUGUUCCCCAGAUAAAGUAAGUUACUAUACUGUGAUGGGUUUUCUUUGCCAGGAUAAAAGGAUCAAAGAAGUGAGGGAGCUGAUGGAGAAGAUGUUGAAAGAUAGUAAUUUGUUACCAGACCAGGUUACUUAUAAUACUCUUAUCCAUAUGCUCUCCAAGCAUGGUCAUGGAGAUGAGGCACUAGAAUUUUUAAGGGAAGCAGAAAGAAGUGGAUUCUGCAUUGACAAGGUUGGAUACAGUGCAAUAGUUCAUUCAUUCUGUCAGGGGAGAAGAAUAGAAAGGGCGAAAGAACUUGUUAAUGAAAUGUUCUCAAAGGGGCACAUUCCUGAUGUUGUGACUUACACUGUUCUUGUCAAUGGGUUUUGUCUUGUAGGGAUGGUGGAUCAAGCUAAAAAGUUGCUUCAACAGAUGUACAAGCAUGGAUGCAAGCCUAAUACUGUAUCAUAUACAGCUUUGUUAAACGGGCUUUGUCGGAAUGGGAACUCUUCGGAGGCAAGAGAGAUGCUCAACAUGAGUGAAGAGGAAUGGUGGAUCCCCAAUGCCAUCACAUACAGUGUUGUGAUGCAUGGUCUUCGCAGGGAAGGGAAAUUAUCUGAGGCCUGUGAUAUGGUGAGGCAAAUGAUCAGAAAGGACUUUUUUCCUACCCCAGUUGAAAUUAACUUACUGAUUCAGUCUCUUUGUUAUGAGGGGAGAGUGGGUGAUGCCAAGAAAUUCAUGGAGGAGUGUCUCCAUAAGGGGUGUGCUAUUAAUGUGGUGAAUUUUACUACUGUAAUUCAUGGAUUUUGUCGGAAGGAUGACUUGGAUGCUGCUCUCUCAUUGCUUGAUGAUAUGUAUUUGAGUAACAAACACCCUGAUGUGAUUACAUAUACAACAGUUAUAAACGCGUUAGGAAAGAAAGGCAGAAUAGAAGAGGCAACUGAACUAACCAAGAAAAUGCUACAUAGAGGUUUGGUUCCUACCCAAGUUACAUACCGCACUAUCAUCCAUUGGUUCUGUCGGCAUGAUAAGGUGGAAGAUUUGUUGAAAUUAUUAGAGAAGAUGCUUUCAAAGCAAGACUGCAGAACAGUAUAUAAUCAGAUCAUUGAAAAGCUUUGUAGUUUCGGAAACCCUGAUGAGGCUUAUAAACUCUUAGGGAAGGUUCUGAGAACAGCUUCAAGAAUCGAUGCAAAUACUUGCCACAUGCUUAUGGAGAGUUAUUUGAGGAAAAAGAAACCUCUGUCGUCAUAUAAGGUUGGUUGUCGAAUGUUUGACCGAAAUCUAAUUCCCGAUUUAAAGUUAUGUGAGAAGGUGAGUAAGAGGUUGAUGUUAGAGGGGAAAGCAGAUGAGGCAGAUAAGCUUUUGAUACAAUUUGUAGAGCGUGGGUGUAUUUCACCUAAGGAUCACCAGGUCUUCAAAGCUAGGGAGGGAUUUUCUGGUUGAACUCUAGCAGACACUUUUUUUAAUUUUUUUAUAUUCAUCAUUCUGCUUUUGGAACCUCAUCCUGAACUUAUUCGUGGUAAGUUCACCAGCAGACAUGUUGGAAGGAACAUGAGAGGCGACUGAUAAGCUUAUGUUUUGGUUUCUGGAGCUUGUUUCAUCAUCGGAUGUUGGAAAUAUAUCUCAAUGAGAGUCAUUCAUGCGUUGCUUGGGGCGAUUCUGAAAGGGACAGAUGGUGGUCCGGAGGAUCAUCACAGGGGGAAUUAAAAUCUUGUGGAAAUUUAUACACAAUUUCUUCACAUAAUUCAGAACUAAUUGAAUAAAAAAUUAUUCUUCAUGUGAUUGAGACUUUUAAAGGGCAUGGACCAAUUUGUUGACAGUAUGCAUCAUAUGGCUGUGAUGAGAAAUUUCAAUUUCAGUGCUACCGCCGGCUCUCUGCUCCUUCCUUCCCAAACAAAGUAUCCGACUCUCCAUCGUAAUUCAAGCAUAUUCAGAAUUCCCAUUGUGAAACUAUGAUGGCAAUGUCUGCUUUGUUGUUAAUUAACACAAUCUGUGAAGUCAAAAGGAAAAAAGAAAAGAUUAGGCGGAAAAGAUGUUAUGGUUAUGAGAAACGAUGGGGCUUUGAGUUGCUUUUGCUUUUACAUUGAAUAAAUAAGGACGACAUUUUCUGUUGGAAGACACCAUAUGGAAACUUCUACCAUGUCUGAGGUAUCCACUGCCGAAGAUGCUACUGUUGUUUAAUACAAUUACUCUAAUCCCAUUACAAAUCAUGUUUGCAGCUAAUGUAUCAGCCAAAUCACUUAGGGUGCCUUCUGAACAUAUUGUCAAGAUCAAGCCCUUACAUGUGUUUUGUAUAACAAUUGCAAUUAAUUAUGUUUGAUCGUACUAUGUUUUCAGUA
Molecule: messenger RNA, 3668 nt
Organism: Cornus florida
Lineage: Eukaryota; Viridiplantae; Streptophyta; Magnoliopsida; Cornales; Cornaceae
Product: pentatricopeptide repeat-containing protein At1g09900
Exons: 2
Coding region: 301-2772 (823 amino acids)
Molecular function (GO): protein binding
Source: RefSeq, a predicted model, not a curated record